Zeugodacus cucurbitae (melon fly) is the source of this 3226-nucleotide messenger RNA. RefSeq names its product DNA ligase 4 (gene DNAlig4). The transcript has 8 exons. NCBI's taxonomy places the organism in Eukaryota, Metazoa, Arthropoda, Insecta, Diptera, Tephritidae. Gene Ontology annotation, molecular function: ATP binding; DNA binding; DNA ligase (ATP) activity. Bases 95 to 2857 code for a protein of 920 amino acids. Gene Ontology annotation, biological process: DNA recombination; double-strand break repair via nonhomologous end joining; DNA biosynthetic process. The record is from RefSeq and is a predicted model, not a curated record. Gene Ontology annotation, cellular component: DNA-dependent protein kinase-DNA ligase 4 complex; DNA ligase IV complex.
CUAAUUUAUAAACAAAAAACAGCUGUUUUUCUAUGCGCUCAAAGGGUGAUAUGCGCAAACGGUUAAAUGCGUAAACAAAUUGGAAUUUCACAACAUGGAUAUAGCGAAAAAUAUAAAAUUUGCAGAUAUCUGUACUAUGCUUGAAAGAGUAAAAUGUGCUAAAAAUCAAGCUGCAAAGGAAAAGAUAAUCCGUCGCUAUUACGAAUCAUUUCAAAAGUUUCGGCAAAUAUACCGUGAUAAAGAAGGACUCACUGCCGCAGAUGCAGAGGAUGGUUGCACCAGUUUCUUUUGCGUCCUUAGAUGUUUAAUACCACGUGAGGAUAUGUCGCGUAAAGCCUAUGGACUACAAAUAACAACGCUUGGUAGCGUCUACACUGAAGUGUUGCAAAUAAAUAGAGAUUCCAGCGAUGUGCAGCGCUUACAAGCGCGUACCUAUAAUGGUCAGGGCAAUGACUAUGCGGAUAUCGUUUAUGCGGUGCUGAUGCCGCGUUGCAGAAAUGAGUUAAGUGAACUAACGCUUUAUGAAGUGCACGAGAUGUUGGAUACUAUAGCAGAGGGUGAUCGCCAAGACACGAAAAAGAUACUAACACGCCUAACAGAGUUAGCAUCGGCUCAAGAGCAAAUGUGGUUCAUACGUUUACUGCUGAAGAACAUGCAUCUGGGAAUUGGCGAACAACGUAUUUUUACAAUCAUGCAUCCGCAAGCAAGAGAUCUCAAUAGACGUUGCUCAAAUAUAAAACGUGUGUGCUGUUUGGUCGCCAACAACCAAAUAAAUGAUGAAUCCACAAUUGCCGAACCAAACGAAACUAAGCACAGUAUCAGCACAUUUAACUUAAAUAAUAUCGUACAACCCUUUCAACACAUACAAGCGAUGUUGUGUGAAAUGUUUCAUGGCAGUUUGGAGCAAUUAAUGGCCGAGGAUGUGCUUUACUUGGAGACGAAAAUGGAUGGUGAACGUUUUCAACUGCAUUACGCAAACGGACGUUUGAAAUAUAUUUCACGUAAUGGCAUUGAUUAUACUGCUAGUUUUGGUGAAGACUUUUUGAACGGUAAGUUGACGCCAUUACUGCAACCAUUAUUGCCAACGAAUAUGCAAUCAAUAAUACUCGAUGGUGAGAUGAUGGUUUACGAUAUGCAGCGAAAAUGCUUCCGUGACAAAGGCGAAAAUACGGAUGUUAAAUAUUUGGAUAAACGAUUAAAUUGGCGACCUUGUUUCGUGGUCUAUGACGUGCUCUAUUUUAAUGGCAGAAGUUUACUGGAAAUUCCGUACGUGCAGCGAUGCCAAAAAGUUGUUGAACUCAUUAGCACAGAGCCUGGUGUAUUACAAAUAAUGCGUCCAAUCAAACUAACAUCAGCAGAGCAGUUCCAGGAGCUUUUUCAACAAGCGCUCAAUGCACAGGAGGAGGGUGUGGUGCUCAAAAAGCAAAAUUCCAUUUACAAGCCGGGCAUACGCAAUGGCGGUGGUUGGUACAAAAUAAAGGCCGACUAUAUUAACGGUUUGACGACAGAAUUUGAUUUGCUGAUCAUUGGUGGUUUCUACAAUAGAACGCGUACCUUCACACAAGCUUUUUUACUGGGCGUGCUCAAGUACAUCUCAGAAACGCAGUAUGAGGUUUACAGCAUUGGCAAAGUGGACAAUAGAACGCGUCAGCGUGCAACGUUGAAUGAUGCGCUCAAACCACAUUGGCAGGAUUGUAAACGCGAUCCGCCACCCUGCUGGUAUCAUUACAAACAAAACAGCGCCGAAGGGCGACCUGAUAUGUGGAUCGAACCACAUAAAUCGGUCAUACUGCAAAUAAGAGCAACCGAUUUAGCGCCUUCUGCAGCUUUCGCUUUGUCUAAAUGCUUGCAUUUUCCACGCAUCGAAAUGUGGCGCAACGACAAACUCUGGAACGAGUGUCUUUCGUUGCAUGAUUAUAUGGCAAUGAUACAGGGAGAAAGCGGUAUCAAAAAAAUACACAAGCGCCAAGUGGAGUUAAGUGAUUUGACAUUGCCGCAGAAGAAACGUAAAUUAACCGCAGCGGAGCGACGCAAAUUGGGCGCUUUGUCAUAUGAACGCCGCUUUAAUGCAGAUGAGGUGGCGCAAUCCUCCAAUCUGUUUGAGGGUUUCUCAUUUUGCAUACUGAGCGCUAGUUUGCGCACCGGUUACACGCCUGAGGCACUCAAAGCACUGGUGGUCACCAAUGGCGGCGAGAUAGUGGAGAAUCCCAUACAGGACUCCAAAUGCAUAUCAGUGGCGGGUGAUAUAACAUUUCGCGUGGAGACUUUAUGUAAAUCGCGGCGUUACAAUAUCGCCAAGCUCAGCUGGCUGGUACACACCUGCGAAAAGCAAGAGCUGGAACUAACACCAAUCGACAUGAUUUGCAUAACGAGUGAGUUGGAAAGCGAAUUCGCCAAAAUAUACGAUAAAUAUGGCGACUCGUACACAGAGUGCACGAAUAUUGAGCGAUUGAUGAGCGUAUUGGAAGGCAUUAAGGAUGAAGAUGUUGCUCUCGCUGAGCCGUCAUCUACCGAACUAACCGAACUGGAAACGAUGUUAUUUGAUGAAAAAAUCGAUUAUUUUACUAACUGUAAUGCGGUGUUUUAUAGCAUAGAUCAGCAUACACAAUUGGCGAAAUUGAUUUUCCAGUACUUGGGGGGCAAGUGCUUGGAAGUGAAUGCGCGUAACUUGCAAAGCAUUAAGUAUGUGCUGGUCAAUGUGAACUUAAUCGAUAAGGUUAAGUUGAAAGCGUGGAUUUCAAAGCACUUUAAGGAUUAUUUGGGCAAUUUGUACGUCGUUAAUAUUGCAUGGAUAAUACAUUCACAACGCGCUAAAAGAAAACUCGAUAUAUUAGAAUAUAUGUGGAAAGAAAUUUAAUUGUUGGUAAAUUACAUCUGGUAUAUGUGUUUGCGUAUGUUUUGUAGUUCAUAUUGUGUUAAUAUUUUCGUAUGAGUAUUAUUGUAAAUGAUUUUAAAGUAUUUGAAAUGCAUAUUAGUUUUUAUUUUAACCCGUUUGUUCAAUAUUUUGCAGUUGUUUGAUUUCCGAAUGUGUAAUAUUGUAUACCAAGUUUUUGAAAAUAUAUUGUUUUUAUGCGAAAUUUUGUUUAAAUAAUUUAUUAUUAUAAUUAUCUUUAAAUAAAAAAAAUAUAGUCAAAAUGUCAACUAUUUUGUAAAAAGCUUAAGAGAAAUGUAAUGUUGGAAAUAUUUUGUUUAAUAUUAUUUUUUUAGUUGACCCUAUUAUAUUAAU